AGUCCCAUAUUUAGAUGGCCCAGCUGGGACUGGAAUCUGGGCAGCUAGAGUUCUUAAACAUUACUUUUGUACUUAACUUGUUUAUAUUUGUUCCCACCAGACUUUAUCCUAGAAGAGAGGAAUAGAAAUGUUAGGGCCAGAGGGGCCUUAAACCCCAACUAGCCCAGCUCUCUCAGUAUUACAGAUGAGAGGGAAAAAGAAAGAAAGACAGAUCAAGCAAGUUAUCCAAGAUUGCAAAGCACACUAGCAGCUGAGCCCAGGCUAGAACCCAGACCCUUGAUACCCUGUUGCCAUUGCAUGAUAGACAACCAAAAGCCUUCCUAGUCCUUGAACGAAUGAAUAAACGAAUGGGCGAGGGAGCGAAGAAAUGGACGGAUCUCAGCAGAAUGCCUAGUGGCUCACUUUGGGUUUUCAUGGCACUGCUGGGUCAGAAGAACCAGGGGGUGAGGGGGCAGGGGCAGGUGCAGGGGAGGGAGAGAGAUGACCAGGGUGCGCCAGCCUGGAGGGAGCGCGGUGCUGCUGGUUAUGGGGAGCCAACCCCUGAAAGCCUAGCUACCCUUUGACCCUCCUGUCAGUGUCUCAUGACCUUAGAUUCACACUGAUUACUCUGUGGCCUUCUUAGCACAUUGCUAACAACUCUGUCAAUAUCUUACCAUUACAGAACUGUUAAAAGAGAGUCACUUUCAAAGGUUGGUCAGCAGCCUGCCUCUCUCGUAAAGUCUAUUAAAUAAACAUGCUUAGGCCCCUUCCUGGGAGAGAGGAGAGUGGCUGUUUACUACUGCCCCUUAGUUUGUAUACUGAUCUUUGGGGGUUCGAACACUGGCACCUGCCCCCAGAGCCAAACCUAGUGUCUCCAGCAGAGUAGCCAGGACUUUGAAGAAACUGGAGACCUACAGGACUGUGGCCCAUGGCAAACUGGAAAUGACCCAGCCCACCCUCUUGGGCCUCCUGGACAGGGCUGUGGUCAAUUUGUAGAUCUUCCCUUUGCUGGGCAAGAAGGAACCAAUCACUGGGCCGGUGCCAGGAGCUGGUCCCUGGGCGGGGCUAAGCGCUGUUACCUUUGUGCGGUUGUCUUUUCUCGCUUUGGCUGGCGGGGUUGGGUGGGUUGAAAGGGGCACUAGCCUCAAAGGAGAGCUUGAAGUGGGGGUGAAGGCUGUAGGGUGGGCAGAGGGCAGCAGGACGCCUGCCAGGGCCCAGAGCUUCGGAGGGAGCUGGAGUGUCUACAGCAAGGGACUGCCAGCCUUGUAGAUUUGCGAUGGUAAUUUGCUGAUGGUUCCUGGUAGCUACAAAGUCUCUAAGGCGGAGCCUGGGUCUUUGCAUAUGAAAAUCCAGCCUGGGUUCCCUCGCGGGUCAAGCAGCAUUGGGGCGGGGCCAAGGUUGGCUUCUGCCUGGGAGGGGCCGGGAUGCCGCUCCCAUGGUGAUGCAGCGGGGAAUUUGCUGACAGUCCCUUGCCAGGUGGGGCUGGCUUCACUAGGCCCGCGAGGAGGAGGACCGACUGGCAGUCUCCUCCCAGGGAGCCUCCCAGGAUGACUGUCUCGCCGGGCAACCUGAAUAUGGUGGAAAAGUCCCGGAACUUCUCGGCUGACGACUGCUUCCGCUCUCGGAGCACUGUCCUGCAGGGGCAGCCCUUUGGGGGUAUCCCCACUGUGCUGUUCCUCAACGUUAUCUUGUGGGUGGUCAUCGUCUUGGUUUACUCCUUCCUCCGGAAAGCCGCAUGGGACUACGGACGCCUGGCUUUGCUGAUACACAACGACAGCCUGACCUCGCUGAUCUAUGGGGAGCAGAGCGAGAAGACGUCUCCCUCGGAUAUUUCCCUGGAGAUGGAACACAGGGAUAAGGGCUUCUAUUCCUGGUUUUUCAACACCAUCACCAUGAAGAACGAAGAUCUGAUUAGCAAGUGUGGAGACGAUGCUCGUAUCUACAUCAUGUUCCAGUAUCAUCUCAUCAUCCUUGUGCUUAUCCUCUGCAUCCCCUCCUUGGGCAUCAUUUUGCCCAUCAACUACACUGGAAAUGUUCUGGACUGGAAUAGUCACUUUGGUCGGACCACCAUUGUCAAUGUCUCCACAGAGAGUAAGUUCCUGUGGCUGCACAGCUUCUUCGCUUUCUUAUACUUUGUCACCAACUUCCUCUUCAUGACUCAUCACUGUUUAGGGUUUGUGCCCAAGAAGAGCUACAAGGUCACAAGGACACUAAUGAUCACCUAUGUCCCCACGGACAUCCAAGACCCGGAGAUCAUCAUUAAGCAUUUUCAUGAGGCCUAUCCAGGGUGUGUCGUGACCAGAGUCCACUUCUGCUACGACGUCAGGACCCUGAUUGACUUGGACGAUCAGAGGCGCCAUGCAAUGCGGGGCCGGCUCUAUUAUACUGCCAAGGCCAAGAAGAAGGGGAAGGUGAUGAUCAGGAUCCACCCCUGCUCCCGGCUGUGCUUCUGCAAGUGCUGGGUUUGCUUUAAAGAGGUAGACGCAGAGCAGCAUUAUAGUGAGCUGGAGGAGCAGCUGACUGAUGAGUUCAACGCUGAGCUCAACCGCGUUCGGCUGAAGCGUCUGGACCUGAUCUUUGUCACCUUCCAGGACUCCAGGAUGACAAAGCACAUCCUGGAGGAUUACAAGUUCAUCCAGUGCGGUGUGUCGGCCCAACAGUCCUCGGUGACCACCGUCGUCAAAUCCGACCGCUGGAGGGUUGUCCUUGCUCCACACCCCAAAGACAUUAUUUGGAAACACCUGUCUGUCCGCCGCUUCCAUUGGUGGGCCCGCUUCAUCGCAAUCAACACCUUCCUCUUCUUCCUCUUCUUCUUCCUCACCACGCCUGCCAUUAUCAUCAACACCAUCGACAUGUACAACGUCACCCGCCCCAUCGAGAAGCUGAAGAGCCCCAUCGUGACCCAGUUCUUCCCCUCCCUGUUGCUCUGGGCCUUUACGGUGAUAAUGCCUCUGAUCGUCUACCUCUCCGCCUUCCUUGAAGCCCACUGGACCAGAUCAACUCAGAAUCUGAUCAUAGUGCACAAGUGCUACAUCUUUCUGGUGUUUAUGGUGGUCAUUCUGCCCUCUAUGGGACUGACCAGUUUGGACGUCUUUUUCCGCUGGCUCUUUGACAUCUACUAUCUGGAACAGGCAUCCAUCAGGUUCCAGUGUGUGUUCCUGCCAGACAAUGGCGCCUUCUUUGUCAACUACGUGAUCACGUCAGCUUUGAUUGGCACAGGCAUGGAGCUGUUGCGCCUGGGGUCACUCUUUCUGUACACCACCCGCCUCUUCUUCUCUAGGUCGGAGCCAGAGAGAGUUCACAUCAGAAUGAACCAGGCCAUGGACUUCCAGUAUGGGCGCGAGUACGCGUGGACGUUGAACGUCUUCAGCGUGGUGAUGGCGUACAGCAUCACCUGCCCCAUCAUUGUUCCUUUUGGGCUACUCUACCUGUGCAUGAAGCACGUCACGGACCGCUAUAACAUGUACUACUCCUACACACCCACCAAACUCAACGAGCAGAUCCACAUGGCUGCCGUCCACCAGGCCGUCUUCGCGCCGCUCCUGGGUCUGCUCUGGAUGCUCUUCUUCUCCAUCCUGCGGUUAGGGCCGCUACACGCCAUCACCUUCUUUUCCCUCUCCACCCUUAUCGUUUCCAUGAUACUGGCCUGCGUUGGCACUUUUCUGGGGAAGCUUCGGAAAGCGUCUGACUAUGAGCCUGAGGAGGAGAUGGAGACCGUGUUUGACCUGGAGCCCAGCAGCACCUCCUCCACACCAACUUCCCUUCUGUAUGUGGCCACUGUGCUGCAAGAGCCGGAGAUGAACCUGACCCCAGCCUCCUCCCCAGCCCGGCACACCUACGGCACCAUGAACGGACAGCCGGAAGAGGGAGAAGAGGAGAGUGGUGUGAGGGGCUUUGCAAGGGAGCUGGACUCGGCCCAGUUCCAGGAAGGGCUGGAACUGGAGGGCCAGAGCCAGUACCACUGACCAGGACCCAAGGCCUCCACCUGGCGACGCCAGCCGGGAGUGGCGGCCAGGGGAGAGCCCAGCAGGGGGAGGCAAGGAGGGUGGCCUGGACCGCCGCCCCACUACCUCCUGCAGACUUUGGGAAGGCCCCAACAGAGCCCCGGCUAUCUGUCGGCCACGUGGAGGCCCCGACCUGCUGACCAGCUAGAACGGGAGAUGACAGGCAGUGUCGAGGGACCCCAGGAUGGGAUGGAGGAUACCGACGAGGACCAUGUCUUGGGAGCAGGGGCUGGAGCCCUGAGCACAGAGACUGAAGGCUGGGGGACUUCCUGGGGUCAUGGUGGAGAAGGUUCGCAUCAGGGAAGAGGCAGGAGGAAGCCCACUGAAGACUCUCUGGGGUCUUCGCCACCCUUCCACCAGCUGCCCUGCCCAAGGAGCUUCUGCUGCUGUCCUACCCUAACCCUCACUCCCAGCCCACCCCUCUCCUGCAGUCUGAGGAAGCAAAGGUAUGUAUGCUGGGCAUCGCCAGCAAGACACAGACGGCCACCUCCUCCGGGUUUCCCUGCACGGGGAUCUGUAAAGAGAAAGUCUCUGCACCCACCCGCAGGAAGGGGCAGCUGAGACCAUAGACUUAAAGGAGGCGACUGAGCCCCUUCCUAUUCCUCUGCCCCUCAUCAGAUGUCCCCAGGAGAAGCAGGGUAGAGAGCCUUCUGCUUUCUAUUCCUGCAGGAGUAGCUGGGAUGUGGUCACGCAGGGCUCAUUAAAUGGCACCUGUGUGCAUUUUGAUGAAGGCUGCUGGUUACUGUAAGGUGGGCGGGGCAGAGGCAGAAUUCAUGGAAGGAGGUCUUCUCCCAAAAAGCUGAGUGAUGAGAAACCCGAUAUACCUCCCCAAGCCCGGGGGCCUAAUGAGAGGACCCCCAAGGUCGAGGUUGUGGCCACUGAGAGCUGCUCCGGCCGCAUACCCAUCUGAGUGCCUAGGCCCCCAGGGUGACCAAGGUGGGGGGUAGCUGAGGGUGAGAAGCCCUUGCUGAAAACUGAAGGCACUGGCCUCUCCCCGGCCUCUGAGCAGGACCCUUCCUCUCCUCUCGGGGCCGCCCUGCGCUCUGCAGUGAAGAGCAGUCCAGUGGCCUCCAGUGUGGUCCUGGCUCAGACACUGCGGAUGCCCUGCGGGGGAUUGAGGGGCGCAGGCGGGAGCUGCGUCCUCCAUGGACAGGCAGAGUAAGGCUGCCCUCCCGGGGCGGCCCCCCCACGAGGCCUGGAGGAGCCGAAUCCUGAGUGGGAACAACGCUGGUGCCACCACUGCUGCAGGCCGGGGGUGUGCAGGCCUCUGGGGACAGGCCCCCAUCAGGACCACCAGGCAGCCAGCUGGGGAGACAUGAAGAAGGGCUGGCCAGGGCCUGGGUGCACCAGAAUGAACCAAGUCAAAUGGGAUCUGCACGCUCUAAAGCUCUCCUGAGCGCCCUCCUCCAAAGAUCUGGGCCCCUGCAGCCAACCUACUGAAGGUGGGCGUCCAGGUUCACCUCACCUGGGUGUUUCCCACCGGCUGCCGGGCACACACGUGCUCCUGAGCUCAGAUCACCUGAGCCUCACUUCUGCUCCACCCGUGCCCACAUCCUGGCUCCAGAAGCUCCAAGCUUGACCCCAGAGGAGAAAUAGCACUUGAGGGGCAAAUACUGCUCUCCCCCGAGAGCUCAGCCCAGACCUUGGCGUGAGGGAUCUUUCCAGAGAGCCUGGCUCAUCUGGGAGGAGGCUGUCUCUCCUCGUCCAGGUAGGAAUAAGGAGGAAAUACCCAGCUGGUCCCUCGUAAACCCAGGCCCCGCAGGGCUAUCUCCCCCAAGCAUUUCACCAGCCAACAGGGGGAAGUGGUCCUUUCCAGGACAGUCCAGCACGGAGCCCUGCCCACCAUGGGGAGGUGGCAGCUCCAGGCCCUGCCCCACGCCCAGGUGUGUGGCGAGGGCCAUCCUGCCAGAAGCUGGCCUGAGGGCUCUCCUUCACUUGGCACUACUUGCUGGCAUCCGCCCUGGCCUCCGCAGCCCCUGCGGGACUGUUCCUGCUGCUUGUUUCGCCUCCCACUGCCCUGCUGGCAGCCUGUGGAAGCUACAUAUGGAAAGGUCCCAGCAGAUGCUAUGGCAGCAUGGCUGGGGCUUCCCCCUCUGAAUCUGGGUCAAGUGCAGUCUGGUUCUGAGAAGACGGUGAGGAUGUUGGGAAAGUUGCUGCAUCUACUGGCUUCUCUACUCUUCCCGGAGACCCUGGCCACAGCCGCUCGACCUCCCGUGGUCACUGCUGCGGGUGUGGGCGUACUUUGGCUCCUUACACGCCACAUCCAGGCCCUCCUCAAGCAUCUCCCCUCCAACCUGCUCUCUCGGCCCACACGCUUCUCACCCACUGGCCUCCGCCUACCACCAUCCACCCCAUCCCACUGCCCACUUCCCAGCCGCCCCUGCCCCA
Messenger RNA from Delphinapterus leucas (beluga whale), 6371 nucleotides. Lineage: Eukaryota; Metazoa; Chordata; Mammalia; Artiodactyla; Monodontidae. The record is from RefSeq and is a predicted model, not a curated record.